AUGGCCAAACAACAGAGCUUUUCUUUAGUACUUGUAAUUCUUGUCAUUCUUUUUACUACUUCAUCUUCAGCAAAUGCAGCACAAUAUAAUGUCCUGACUUUUGGGGCCCAACCUGAUGGAAAAACUGACUCAACCAAAGCCUUUCUUGCUGCUUGGACACGAGCCUGUGAAUCAAUUAAGCCAGCCACCGUGUAUGCGCCGCCAGGGAGGUUCUUUCUGCUAAAUGUUGUGUUUCAGGGUCCAUGCAAGAACAAUGCAAUCUUAGUUCGUGUAGAUGGUACCCUUGUGGCUCCUUCAGAUUAUCGACUGACUGGUAAUGCUGGAAACUGGAUAUUCUUUCAGUAUGUCAAUGGUGUUACAGUUUCCGGUGGAGUUCUUGAUGGGCAAGGCCCUGGUUUAUGGGCCUGCAAAGCCUCUGGCAAUAAUUGCCCCAGUGGUGCCACGUCACUGGGUUUUUCCAAUUCAAAUAAUAUAGUGAUAAGUGGAUUAACAUCACUGAAUAGCCAAUUAUACCAUAUUGUCAUCAAUGGCUGCCAAAAUGUGAAAGUGCAAGGCGUGACGGUGUCUGCCUCCGGCCACAGCCCCAACACCGAUGGCAUUCAUGUACAAUUAUCAAGUGGUGUCACUAUCCUUAACUCCAGGAUUAGAACUGGUGAUGAUUGUGUCUCAAUCGGUGCUGGAACCACUAACUUGUGGAUUGAAAAAGUAGCGUGUGGCCCUGGCCAUGGAAUCAGUAUUGGGAGUUUGGGAAAGGAUCUUCAAGAGCCUGGUGUACAGAAUGUGACUGUUAAAUCUGUUGCAUUCACUGGUACACAGAAUGGGUUAAGAAUCAAGUCUUGGGGGAGACCUAGCAGUGGCUUUGCAAGGAACAUACUUUUCCAACAUGCUAUCAUGACCAAUGUUCAGAAUCCGAUGGUCAUUGAUCAAAAUUAUUGUCCGGAUAACAACAAUUGUCCUGGUCAGGAAUCUGGUGUUAAAAUUAGCGAUGUUACGUAUCAAGACAUACAUGGAACAUCAGCAACACAAGUGGCAGUGAAAUUUGAUUGUAGUAAGAAGAAUCCAUGCACUGGGAUCAAACUGGAAAAUGUGAAGUUGACUUACAUGAAUCAACCAGCUGAUGCAUCUUGUAACAACGCCGAUGGAAAUGCUUCUGGAAUCGUUUUGCCCAGUAGUUGCCUGUAGA
Messenger RNA from Hevea brasiliensis (rubber tree), 1183 nucleotides. RefSeq names its product polygalacturonase-like. Gene Ontology annotation, biological process: carbohydrate metabolic process. The transcript has 4 exons. Bases 1 to 1182 code for a protein of 393 amino acids. The record is from RefSeq and is a predicted model, not a curated record. NCBI's taxonomy places the organism in Eukaryota, Viridiplantae, Streptophyta, Magnoliopsida, Malpighiales, Euphorbiaceae. Gene Ontology annotation, molecular function: polygalacturonase activity.